UCAGGCCCGCGAGCCACGGUGCUAAAAACGAAAAUGGCGGGAAAAGAGGAAUUUCAGUCCAAGCAGAGCUCAACGCGCUCGUCUUCUCUAUCCAAAGCGCAAAUCGGUGAAUCCCAACAGGAGGAGGCAUGCUGGAGAAAACAAGUGGACCAGAAUCUGAAGAGACUCCAAUCGCUCCUCUUCGGCGUCGAUUUGGCCCUCGAAAAAGGCGAUUACUCUGCGGCUCAACUUCUUGGUCUCCGUCUUCUUGGAUUUCUCGACUCUCAGACUCGUACCGAUGUUGAUCAUGCUUUUAUCCAGCCCAUUAGGCGCGAAGUCGUUGAGAAAAUUAAUGUCGCUCGCCGAUCCCUCAUGCCGGAAUCCGAUCGACAAGUAUUUGAACAAGCAAAGAAAGCUCCGGGAUGCAUUUUUAGCAUGAGCAAAGAAAUGGAUUUCAGCAAGAUUAAGCAGUCGAAGUACUUUCAGGCCCUUCAGGGAUCAAAUAGAACAGUUGUAAAUGAAUUGGAUUCGCUGGAGAGGGUGGAUAAGUUGAGUACCAAGGCACCAAAAAUCACUGCAGAAGCAAAGGGUACAUCCUUGUAUAGAAAAGAUCAAAGCAGAACAAGUCCUAGUCUGUACAGAAGUUCUUUGAAUGCAAGUAAUGCCCUUGAUGACUGUAUUAUUGUAGAAAAGAAUCCUUCACUAUAUGAUCAUACAAAAGACCAAGGUACAUCUUUAAUGAAACUUGAAGAGGAAGGGCGGACUUAUGGAAGUAUGGUUGCUACAAGACGUGCUCGGAUGGAAAUAAGUAGUCCUAAGGUAGACAAUGCCAACUCACCAUUGAGUACCGAUGAAGCUAAUGCUGAUUCUUCUGGCAAUGCAUUUGUCACUGCAAGAACAAAACUGGAAAUGGAUGCAAGGCAAAGACGAGGACUUGCAGGAUCACCAAAUACUUCUGUCUCCCCUCAGAGUGAUAAUAAUGUUUCCCAUAAAGGGUAUGGAAUGCGAUCCUAUGGCUCUUCACGCCGUGGAGUGCGUGGGAAUUUUGUCCCUCCUAUUAGGUCUAAUGGGGGGAAUGCUGGGAACAUGGUAAAUUCACGUGUUGGUGGAAAAGGUGAAGAUGCUCUGGAUGACUCACCAAAGAGAUGUUUGGAUAUGUUGUGCGGACCUGAUGGUGAACUUCCUGAAAAAUUAAGGAAUUUGGAGCCUCGACUUAUAGAACAUAUUAGCAAUGAGAUUAUGGACAGGGAUCCUAAUGUUCGGUGGGACGACAUAGCUGGUCUAGAACAUGCAAAAAAGUGUGUAACUGAAAUGGUAAUAUGGCCUUUAUUACGUCCCGACAUUUUCAAAGGUUGUCGUUCUCCUGGAAGAGGUCUCCUUCUUUUUGGUCCACCGGGAACAGGCAAAACAAUGAUCGGAAAAGCAAUUGCUGGAGAGGCAAAAGCAACUUUCUUUUAUAUAUCUGCCAGCUCAUUAACAAGCAAGUGGAUUGGCGAGGGUGAAAAGCUAGUGAGGGCCCUCUUUGGUGUUGCCAGUUGUCGUCAGCCGGCUGUCAUCUUUGUUGAUGAAAUUGAUUCGCUUCUGUCUCAGCGAAAAUCUGAAGGUGAACAUGAAUCAAGUAGACGACUCAAAACACAGUUCCUUAUUGAAAUGGAGGGCUUUGAUAAUGGCAGCGAGCAAAUUCUUCUUAUAGGAGCGACUAAUCGACCACAAGAACUUGAUGAAGCUGCAAGGAGACGACUGACCAAAAGACUUUACAUUCCCCUCCCUUCUUCAGAAGCAAGAGCAUGGAUUGUGCGUAAUCUCCUGGAGAAGGAUGGGUUGUUCAAGCUUUCUAAAGAGGAAAUUGAUACGAUAUGUACUUUAUCUGAAGGAUAUUCGGGUUCAGACAUGAAAAACCUUGUGAAAGACGCUUCAAUGGGUCCUUUAAGGGAGGCUCUGAAACAAGGCACAGAAAUUACAUUGCUUAAAAAGGAGGAUAUGCGGCCUGUAACCCUUAAGGACUUUGAGAACGCAAUGCAAGAGGUCAGGCCCUCUGUUUCUUUAAGCGAACUUGGCACAUAUGAUGAAUGGAACAAGCAAUUUGGGAGCUUAUCACUUUGAAGUUUUUUACUUAACAAUGACAUAGAAGGUAAGCUGGUGGGCUGAGCGUGGACUAAAUGACAAGCGGGGUUUUAAGCAAUUGUCACUGUCUUCCAUUUUGAGAUCUGAAAGAAUGCCUUAAACCUCAUGUGUGCAACAUUUAGAUAUUUAUUUCGUUUAUGUGGAAUUUUCAGGUAUAAAGCAAGCGGGAUUUAAAGCAACAUUUAGAUUUUUUUUUUUUCUUGUAAUUCUUCUCAAUGUUGAACUAACACGUUAGACUAUGUUCACCAAGCCUCUCUUUUUAUCUAUAUAUAUCCCCAACAACGGUGUUCCUAUGCAAGCGUGUAGAAAGAUUAAAGCUGUCCUGUCUUGCGGCUGGGCCCUUAUGCUACUAACUACGAAGGUAUUCACCUGUGUUUUCUUUUGUAGGUUUGGUUUCGAGUUUGAGUUGUACGGUAAUGAAGUUAUCUUGGAUCCUCCUAAGAUCUAUUGUGGCAAGUUGAUUUCUUCAUUUUCAUUUUCUGUGAGAAAGAAAUCGAGUUUUCAAUUGAUUCCUUCACUAUUUUGUGGAACAUUUGACUUGAUGGGAAAGAUGUUGAAAAAAAUUCCUACCGCGGAGGAGGCUUGAGAUAUUAUGUACUUAAACACCUUUGUAGUUCAUACCUCUAACCUUUUCUGUAGUUAUUCUUUUUUAUUCAUUCCAAUAGUGGGAUUGCUAUUUUGUUAACUUGUAAUCACUUUUAUGGAUAUUCUGUAAGAAUUAUGCCUAAGGACCUAUUUUCAAGAUUAUCUUUCACAAAGGUUAAUAUUCACGAGAUUUACAUA
Molecule: messenger RNA, 2886 nt
Organism: Cucurbita maxima (winter squash)
Lineage: Eukaryota; Viridiplantae; Streptophyta; Magnoliopsida; Cucurbitales; Cucurbitaceae
Product: ATPase family AAA domain-containing protein FIGL1
Exons: 13
Coding region: 34-2082 (682 amino acids)
Molecular function (GO): ATP binding; ATP hydrolysis activity
Source: RefSeq, a predicted model, not a curated record